AUGAUUCUCUACUUUGCUACUACUACUACUACUACUACUACUACUACUACUACUACUACUACUACUACUACUACUACUACUACUACUACUACUACUACUACUACUACUACUACUACUACUACUACUACUACUACUACUACUACUACUACUACUACUACUACUACUACUACUACUACUACUACUACUACUACUACUACUACUACUACUACUACUACUACUACUACUACUACUACUACUACUACUACUACUACUACUACUACUACUACUACUACUACUACUACUACUACUACUACUACUACUACUACUACUACUACUACUACUACUACUACUACUACUACUACUACUACUACUACUACUACUACUACUACUACUACUACUACUACUACUACUACUACUACUACUACUACUACUACUACUACUACUACUACUACUACUACUACUACUACUACUACUACUACUACUACUACUACUACUACUACUACUACUACUACUACUACUACUACUACUACUACUACUACUACUACUACUACUACUACUACUACUACUACUACUACUACUACUACUACUACUACUACUACUACUACUACUACUACUACUACUACUACUACUACUACUACUACUACUACUACUACUACUACUACUACUACUACUACUACUACUACUACUACUACUACUACUACUACUACUACUACUACUACUACUACUACUACUACUACUACUACUACUACUACUACUACUACUACUACUACUACUACUACUACUACUACUACUACUACUACUACUACUACUACUACUACUACUACUACUACUACUACUACUACUACUACUACUACUACUACUACUACUACUACUACUACUACUACUACUACUACUACUACUACUACUACUACUACUACUACUACUACUACUACUACUACUACUACUACUACUACUACUACUACUACUACUACUACUACUACUACUACUACUACUACUACUACUACUACUACUACUACUACUACUACUACUACUACUACUACUACUACUACUACUACUACUACUACUACUACUACUACUACUACUACUACUACUACUACUACUACUACUACUACUACUACUACUACUACUACUACUACUACUACUACUACUACUACUACUACUACUACUACUACUACUACUACUACUACUACUACUACUACUACUACUACUACUACUACUACUACUACUACUACUACUACUACUACUACUACUACUACUACUACUACUACUACUACUACUACUACUACUACUACUACUACUACUACUACUACUACUACUACUACUACUACUACUACUACUACUACUACUACUACUACUACUACUACUACUACUACUACUACUACUACUACUACUACUACUACUACUACUACUACUACUACUACUACUACUACUACUACUACUACUACUACUACUACUACUACUACUACUACUACUACUACUACUACUACUACUACUACUACUACUACUACUACUACUACUACUACUACUACUACUACUACUACUACUACUACUACUACUACUACUACUACUACUACUACUACUACUACUACUACUACUACUACUACUACUACUACUACUACUACUACUACUACUACUACUACUACUACUACUACUACUACUACUACUACUACUACUACUACUACUACUACUACUACUACUACUACUACUACUACUACUACUACUACUACUACUACUACUACUACUACUACUACUACUACUACUACUACUACUACUACUACUACUACUACUACUACUACUACUACUACUACUACUACUACUACUACUACUACUACUACUACUACUACUACUACUACUACUACUACUACUACUACUACUACUACUACUACUACUACUACUACUACUACUACUACUACUACUACUACUACUACUACUACUACUACUACUACUACUACUACUACUACUACUACUACUACUACUACUACUACUACUACUACUACUACUACUACUACUACUACUACUACUACUACUACUACUACUACUACUACUACUACUACUACUACUACUACUACUACUACUACUACUACUACUACUACUACUACUACUACUACUACUACUACUACUACUACUACUACUACUACUACUACUACUACUACUACUACUACUACUACUACUACUACUACUACUACUACUACUACUACUACUACUACUACUACUACUACUACUACUACUACUACUACUACUACUACUACUACUACUACUACUACUACUACUACUACUACUACUACUACUACUACUACUACUACUACUACUACUACUACUACUACUACUACUACUACUACUACUACUACUACUACUACUACUACUACUACUACUACUACUACUACUACUACUACUACUACUACUACUACUACUACUACUACUACUACUACUACUACUACUACUACUACUACUACUACUACUACUACUACUACUACUACUACUACUACUACUACUACUACUACUACUACUACUACUACUACUACUACUACUACUACUACUACUACUACUACUACUACUACUACUACUACUACUACUACUACUACUACUACUACUACUACUACUACUACUACUACUACUACUACUACUACUACUACUACUACUACUACUACUACUACUACUACUACUACUACUACUACUACUACUACUACUACUACUACUACUACUACUACUACUACUACUACUACUACUACUACUACUACUACUACUACUACUACUACUACUACUACUACUACUACUACUACUACUACUACUACUACUACUACUACUACUACUACUACUACUACUACUACUACUACUACUACUACUACUACUACUACUACUACUACUACUACUACUACUACUACUACUACUACUACUACUACUACUACUACUACUACUACUACUACUACUACUACUACUACUACUACUACUACUACUACUACUACUACUACUACUACUACUACUACUACUACUACUACUACUACUACUACUACUACUACUACUACUACUACUACUACUACUACUACUACUACUACUACUACUACUACUACUACUACUACUACUACUACUACUACUACUACUACUACUACUACUACUACUACUACUACUACUACUACUACUACUACUACUACUACUACUACUACUACUACUACUACUACUACUACUACUACUACUACUACUACUACGACAAUGCUGCAUGCUAUCAAGUUAUCCACAACGGGAAACUUACGGAAGCCUUCGAAGUGA
Trichobilharzia regenti is the source of this 3243-nucleotide messenger RNA. NCBI's taxonomy places the organism in Eukaryota, Metazoa, Platyhelminthes, Trematoda, Strigeidida, Schistosomatidae. The record is from the annotation of a GenBank genome assembly.